GCCGGCUGGUCUCAGCACUUUCCCUCAUCAUCAGCCAGAUCCCUGAGCCAUCUCCGGUCAAUAUCAACUGUGCCAGGAACUAUCGACGAGUCAUCGUCAUCGUACAGGCCUCGGCCGCCGCCCAAGUCGCCGUCAGUUUCGAACCUGCCUAUAAUUUCAUUCGCGUCAAAAGCCGCCUCAUACUUCCCCUCCCACGAGAUGAGCACAAUACCCGAUCCGCGAACACGAACUGUCAGCUCAAAAGAUAGCGAUGGUGCUUCUACCAUUUCUCAGCAUCCCGGACUCAGCGACGAAGUUGCUACGCUCAGCACAAAACUCAUCAACGCCAUCAACCACCAGACCGCGCUUGAUGAUACACUAUCAGCAACUCGUCAUGAGCUGGAGACUUCUCACGGACGCAUCCGCGAGUUGGAGGCUCAGAUUGCCUCCCAACGCGAGAUGAUGGCCGGCGAUGUCUGGAUUCGCAGGACGACCCUGGAAAGCGAGCGAAAAGCCUGGCUGACGGAGAAGAAGGCAUUGGAAAAGAAGCUGUCAGAAGAGUCAACAGGCAGAAUAGAAACAGAGAGAGAGAAGCGCAAGAUUGAGCAGGAGCUGGAGAAUCUCACCACGGCUCUCUUUGAAGAGGCAAACAAGAUGGUCAUUGCUGCCAAGGAAGACGCUCAGUUCCAGCAUGACGUUUUGCAGAAGAAGAACGAUCAGCUCAAGGCUCAGCUCGCUGAUUCCGAGAGUCUUCUCAAGUCGCAGCAAGAGCAGCUUUCCGAGCUAAAGCAUGUCCUCGAGACUAUGGUGAUGGAACGCGACGACCAGACCAACAACACGACCCCAUCGACUCCCGGCGUCGAAUCCAAGGAAGAAGACCAAUCUUUUCCUGAGAAGUUGGUGCCGUCUGCCCCGGGACACAGCACCGAGACGCACUAUACUCCGGCUCCUCCGACCAGCCUUACCCAUCUUAUCCAGCCUGUCUUGCGUACCGAUAUCGCCGGAUAUGAGGAUUUUCUCGCACUUGCCCGCCUUUCUCAUCAGCGUCCUGGAAACCGCGGCUCUGCUGGUUCUAUUGGCGGAUUCAUUGGUCUUGGCGGCUCAACCUCAAGCGCUCACCUCUCCAACGCCUCAACCUCAUCAUUGAGCGCCUUUUCAAGCCUCGCCCCAAGCAACAGCAACACGCCGCAGUCUCCAAACGCAACCGCAGCCGCAGCCGCAUCCAUCACCAGCGCCGCAUCAACCCCUUCGACGAUUCCUCAGCUCAAGGAGACACGCUUCUUCAAGCGUGCCCUGACCGAGGAUGUUGAGCCCACGCUGCGCCUCGAUGCCGCUCCAGGACUGUCAUGGCUGGCUCGUCGCACCGUCUUGGCUGCCAUGGCCGAUGGCUCGCUUGUAGUCGAGCCAAUUCCGGCACCACCAACGACUCCAAGCUUCCUCCCCACCCCCAAGCCGCAGUUUUAUCCUUGUUCCUUGUGCGGCGAGUCUCGCAAAGAUGCGGAGUACCUGCGCAACUACCGCUUCCGGACAAGCGAAGCCGACUCUGCCCAGCGAUAUCCUCUUUGCGGUUACUGCACUGUCCGCGUUCGAUCCACCUGCCAGUUCCUCGGAUUCCUUCGUAUGGUCAAGGAUGGAUACUGGAGGGCCGACGAUGAAGAGAACGAAAAGGCCGCUUGGGAGGAGAGCGUGCGUCUGAGAGAGCAAAUGUUCUGGGCUCGCCUAGGAGGCGGCGUUGUUCCCGUUUCCCAUGGGGAGACGCACACGGAGACAGCUCAUAGCCGUCAACCAAGCCAGGAGCGUACUAUCAAUGCUCUCAUUGAUGCGCCAACUAGCGCUGAGGUCCCCACCAACGUUCAUGUUCCUAUUGAUGAUUUGGGACGCCGUGUUUCUACGGACGAGCCUCACACCCCCCCGGACCAGACUGACGGUACCAAGCCUCUUCGCUACUCGGUGCAAUCCUUGACCCUGAGCGCCAUUAGCACCUCAGGAUCCGAGGCCACCAAGCGACUGUCUACGACU
This is a messenger RNA of Trichoderma virens Gv29-8, 1998 nucleotides long. RefSeq lists its product as uncharacterized. The record is from RefSeq and is a predicted model, not a curated record. The transcript has 3 exons. Gene Ontology annotation, molecular function: guanyl-nucleotide exchange factor activity. The annotation marks the transcript as partial. Gene Ontology annotation, cellular component: Golgi to plasma membrane transport vesicle; cell tip. Gene Ontology annotation, biological process: exocytosis. NCBI's taxonomy places the organism in Eukaryota, Fungi, Ascomycota, Sordariomycetes, Hypocreales, Hypocreaceae.